This is a messenger RNA of Calypte anna (Anna's hummingbird), 6242 nucleotides long. It is a transcript of the gene USP40, whose product is annotated as ubiquitin specific peptidase 40. The record is from RefSeq and is a predicted model, not a curated record. The coding region runs from base 84 to 3824 and encodes 1246 amino acids. NCBI's taxonomy places the organism in Eukaryota, Metazoa, Chordata, Aves, Apodiformes, Trochilidae. Gene Ontology annotation, biological process: protein deubiquitination. Gene Ontology annotation, molecular function: cysteine-type deubiquitinase activity; cysteine-type endopeptidase activity. Gene Ontology annotation, cellular component: cytosol; nucleus. The transcript is spliced from 32 exons.
AACAAAGAUGGCGGCGGGGCCGUGGCAGUAGGAGCCGGGUCGGCUCUGGGCGCUGGUUCUGAGGGGACUAUUUUGCCUUCACAAUGUUUGGGGACUUAUUUGAAGAGGAUUUUUCCUUUAUUUCAAACAAUCAUUAUGGAAGAGGCAAGAAAUCAAAGCCCAGGGAUUCUGAGCCUCCAGCUCCCAGGGAUUUCACCAACCUAAGUGGUAUCAAAAAUCAGGGUGGGACCUGCUACCUCAAUUCACUCUUGCAGACUCUGCUUUUCACGCCUGAAUUUAGAGAAGCACUGUUCUCACUAGGACCUGAAGAACUUGGCACUCUGGAUGAUAGCAGUAAACCAGAUACAAAGGUUCGAAUAAUUCCAUUACAACUUCAACGGUUAUUUGCUCAGCUUCUGCUCUUGGACCAGCAAGCUGCAUCUACAACAGACCUUACUGAGAGCUUUGGGUGGAACAGCCAUGAGGAAAUGAGGCAGCAUGAUGUGCAGGAAUUGAAUCGGAUUCUGUUCAGUGCAUUGGAAACUUCCCUUGUGGGGACUUCAGGUCAUGACCUCAUUAAUCGUUUGUAUCAUGGGAUUGUUGUCAACCAGAUCGUUUGUAAAGAAUGCAAGAACAUCAGUGAGAGACAGGAAGAUUUCUUGGACCUAACAGUGGCUGUAAAGGGUGUUGCUGGCUUGGAGGAGGCCCUAUGGAAUAUGUAUGUAGAAGAAGAGUACUUUGAAAAUGAGAACUUGUAUCGAUGUGGAGCCUGUGAUAAACUUGUUGAAGCCUCAAAGUCUGCUAAGCUCCGCAAGCUGCCUCCUUUUCUCACCAUUUCUCUCCUGAGAUUUAACUUUGAUUUUGAGAAGUGUGAACGAUACAAGGAAACAAGCUGCUAUACAUUCCCCAUCCAGAUAAAUCUGAGGCCUUUCUGUGAACAGACUGAAAUGGAUGAUUCAGAGUACAUGUAUGAGCUCUUCUCUGUUAUUAUACAUAAAGGUGGCUGCUAUGGAGGACACUAUCAUGUUUAUAUCAGAGAUGUGGAUGAAUUGGGAAACUGGCAGUUACAAGAAGAAGAGGAUAAGCUAAUUGAAGAUAAGGCUUCAAGAGAUUCCAAAAAUGCCAAAGAAACAGAAAAUCCGUUGGCAGUGCUGAAAGGGAUUUUAUCAGAGGAAGAAUCUGAACAAAUUCCUGUGGAUCAAUUGCGGCAGAAAUUACUGGAGAAAAGAGGGGUGUCCUGGAAUAAGAAAUACCGGAAACAGCACGGAGCACUACGGAAGUAUUUGCAGAAUCAUCCUCAGAUAUUUCAGUUGAGUCCUGAUGAAAAUAAGGUUGGACUGAAGGACAAACACAAGCUCCCUUUUAAGUCCGAUUCUCAAGGACAAGAUCUCCAAAGCCCUCCUCAGAAGAACAAUGUCCACUGGAAUUCAGAAGAAAACUCUACAAGGCUAAAGGACAGUUCUUCUGGUUGCCAUUGGUUUGAUCUGAAUGAUUCAAAAGUCCAGCCAAUUGAGGAGAAGGAUAUUGAAAAACAAUUUCAGGGUAAAGAGAGUGCCUACAUGCUGUUUUAUCGAAAAUCCCAAUUAAAAAGACCACUUGAAGCUCGAGGAAAUCCAAGGUACCAAAUUCCUGAACACCUUCUGAAUGAAAUGAAUGCUGCUAAUACUGAGCUGCAAAAAAAGAGAGCGGAAUGUGACUCAGCAAACAAUGGCAUUGAUAUACAUCUCCAUUUGGGCUCAUGCUACAAAUUCCACAAUGGGGCUUUGCAUCCUUUGCUUACUUGGAAAGAGAGUGUUGUAGAUUUGACUAUUGAUAGAAGAAAAACACUAGGAGACCUUCGGCAAUCAAUAUUCCAGAUGUUAGAAUCUUGGGAAGGAGACAUAGUGCUCAAUAUUGCCAAGCCUUUACCAGCAGGACUGCAUCUUUACCAGGUGCUUGAUGGAGAUGAGCUGACACUGAAUGGCAUUGGGCUGACUGAUGGAGCAGACAUCUUUGUCUGGAAUGGGAAGGAGGUUGGUGGCACAAAGCUGAUGACAGGCCCUGAUCAUGAACCUUUGGUUGUGAAUGUUCUUCGUUUAGCGGAGUAUAACGAAGGAGGGAAGGGUCAGCAUUUCACAGAAUCACAGCAUGUCUUUUCAUGCAGCACUAAGCUGGGUGAUCUCCACAGAGCCUUAGCACCAUCAGGAGGUAUCAUUCUCAAGAACAGCUCAGGACUAGAUAAAGACGCCAAGAACUGGGAAGUUUUCCUUGAAAAAGAUAUGACGGAAACACUGAAAAGUGUUGGUCUGACAGAUGGAUGCUCAGUACUAAUCCUAGACAGCCAUGACCAGAGCUUCGUCGAUGUGUCAAGUGGCAAUUUGACAGCUUUCACAUAUGAUAUCAGCUGGCUCCAAGUGAAAAACUGUUGUGGAAGGGAAGAUGAAGAGAAGCAUGUUAAAAUUACUGCCACAAUUGAAACAGUGAUGUCAGAUAUCAAAAUGAAAGCAAUACGGGAGCUUCAGCUUGAGGAGGAACUAGCAGAUAACAGUUGUCUGAGACCUGUUAGUGCAAAUGGGAAACUUCUGUCUCCAGUUCCUGAAGAUUAUACUGUCAAGGAAGCAGAACUGAAAAUGGGGAGCUUGUUAGAACUGUGUCAUGGGAAAGCUCCAACUUCCACUCAGCUCUUCUUGUAUUUUAUUGUUGGGAGUGAACAAAAUGCAAGCCCUGAGAUGGAGAUAGUUGUGGAAGAGACUGCUUCUGUCAAAGAGUGUCUCAACUUAAUGCUGGAAAAAUCUGGAUUAUCAGGUGACAACUGGCAUUUGAGAAGGAUUGACUGGUGCUAUGAAGCAGGAGAAGCAUUAAGUCAGGAAAAUGCCACUUUGAAGGAACUUAAUGUUUGCAGAGGAGAUACUUUGGUUAUAGCUGAAGGAAAGCUUCCACCAAAGGGUUUCCUGAAAAUACCCAUCUGGUGGUUCAAGUCUUCAGGUCAUAAAAACCACAGAGAGAAUGUACAGGACCUAGUGAAUGGGGUGACCUGCAAGAUGGAUGCUUUGCAGGUGUCUCCUGCAGGAGAUUCACCAGAAUACAUCCACACAGGCAUGGAUCUUUGUUAUGCUGGCAGUAUAGAAAUAGCAGGAGAAGCUUCUCUGGAAGAUCUGAAGAUUCAGGCUUUGACCUUACCAUGCUGCCAGGAGCAGGUUGUGCCCCUGCCCUCAUUUCUCAGAGCAUGGACAGUGGACAGCAAGCGCCCAGGCAAGCUGCUGCGGAACAACAAGCAGCAGCUCAGGGACUAUAAGCUGGGUGGGAGAGUGGAAAUCUGCAUCGAACCUUUGCAAAAAGAAGAACACUUGGGCCCCCAUGAACUGCUGCUUCGAGUCCAGAUGGGCAUACCAGGGGAGAGGGACUACUAUGAGCCCACUGAUUUGGUGUGGGAUAUCUCCAAAGAAUGCACAGCCUGGGCACUGAGGCAUCGAGUGGCUUCUCACUACUGUCUCCCUGUGGAUAAAAUUGAGAUAGCCAAAUACUUCCCUGAGAAAUUUGAGUGGCUGCCAAUAUCUAGCUGGACACAGCAAAUUUCAAAGAGGAAACGGAAGAAAAAACAGGAGAGUUUGCAGUCAGCACCUUACCACCUGAAAGAUGGAGAUAUCAUUGGGGUGAAGAAUCUUUUCCUUGAUGACACUAAGGAUUUCAGCACAGUGAAAGAUGACAUCGGAAAACAAAGAAACAAAGAGAAGCUGUCAUUAGAAAGUAAGAAAAGUCAGCCAGCAGAAGGCUUAAAGGACCAUGUUUUCUCUGAGGAGAAGCUGAAUAUUAAGCACCGUAAACCAGAAGUGGCUCUUUCUAUCAAUGUGGGCAUUUUCAGAUAGCACCAGGAGAUGAUUUGCUGACCAGACCAUACUACAGUUGUACUAAAUGGGCAUGGAGUACCUCAACUGGACCAGCAAAUGGGUCUUCCCAAAGUGUCUUCAAGAAUCAAACUGGAUCUAGGCUUCAGGGUAACAGAUCUUCUUCUGAGCUUUCUUUCUUGGGGAAGUGCUUGAGUGUCCCUUUAUCAAUGUGGUACUUAUUUUAAGGCCAGGCAAAUGCACUUUAUCCAUGAAAAAAAUUAUUAAUGUAUUGUAUAACCUUUUGGUGACUGUUUUGUAAUCACCUUAAAUGCACUUGUUUGGUUGAAUGCUUGUCUUGCACCAUCACUGCAGAGUUUGCUGGUGUUUUUUUAAAUGCAGUUAUAAACAUAUCUUUUUAGAAUUUUUUUUUCAUCCUUGAUCUCUGGAGUGACUCAUGAUAACAGAAUUGGCUUUUGCCUCUUUGUAUAUAAAUUGAAGUCUGUAGUAGCUUCAAGGCAGAUGUCAGGAAUGAAGGAAAUGUGGAAGUCUCUGGACAAAGUGUAAAAAAAUUUGCUCAUAAAAGAGCAAGUUCAGAAUCUGUCGAGCUGUAAAACCUGAAGACCUUUUGCAAUAUGGACCACCAAUGCAGUAAUCUUGGAUUUUAUGAUUGCUAGGACUUUAUUUUUUCAUGGCCAUAAACUCUACUAACAAACAAAACAGAUGGGAAAAAAUAGUGGAUCUGAUGUUCGGUCCUAAGUGGGUUUUACUGUAGUCAGGAAACAGGCUUGUAUUUAUUUUCAGUACUGUUAUUCAGAGAACUUUCCCUCAUUUCUUAUCUUUUCAAUUGUCCUGAUAUUCUUUGCUCCAUUUCAGAAAGAGUUUCUCUUGGUGGCCCCAAAGCUGCUGUGCAUCCUCUAGCAGAAGGAGAUGCAUGCAGCUGACUGCCAGCUGAACUCAGUAGCAAAUGUUCUGAAGUAAAAUGUUUACUGAAUGCUUGUGAGAUUGGAUCUCAAGACUGAAAACAUGUUUAAGUAGCUGAUGAGAGAUCAUAUUUUUCUUGCUCCUGAGGUUGGGGAUCUGGGUUUACUACAAGUUUGUUGCAGCAUCUUUAUUGAAACUUUUCUAACACUUCAGAUGCUUGCACUCUGUUUCCCCGCUGCACAGGACUGACUCUUCAUAACUUUGGAUGGUUCAAGAAGUUCCUUUGAGCAUAGCUAGUACUGACCCGUUACCCCACAUUCUUAAUGGGGGCAAUUGUUUAUAAUCAAGUUCUAAACAUGUUUGGAAUUAUAAAGUGAAAAUGGAAGGGUGGAAGAGAGCACAGCAGCAUUGCUGUGCAGCUGUCACAUGCUGGUGGCACCUGACAUGUUUGCCUUGCACAGCUGGGGGCCUGUGUCCAUAGGUGACCAUCUGAAGCACAGUCUUGCUGAGCUGCACAAAUUGCUGGAAAGCUGGUCUGAAAUGAGCAGAGGAACAGUUCAAAAGCAGUUUUUGAGCAUAGCCUGAAGUAUCCUGAGUGAAAUCUGUGGUCAUAAAAAGUAGAAGUCACCUUAGAGGGCUACUACAAACGUUUAACCUGUUUUAGUUACGUGUAGAAGAUACCAGUACUGCAGUCUCUUAAAAUUUUGGCUACAGUGAGAAGCUUCUCAUCUGCCUUUCAUAGGUUAACAAUAUUCUGGUAUUUGACAUCUUCAAGAAAAGAACUGACACUCUUCUGCUAUCAGCAAAAUAAAAAAGAAAGUGGAAAGCCACUUGAAGCAUCUGAUUAGCAUUCAUUUUGUUGCAUAGCUUUAAAAUUCAGCAGGUCUUCUGUGCUUUCUUAGACUGAUUCAUUCAAAAAGGGGGAUAUUUUGAUUUCCCCACUGUUUUGGCUGUUAGUAGGCUUUGCUCGAACCUUAAAAUCUAGUUUUCUGGAUAGAUUCUCUGACUGCAGUGAGGGCAGCCAGUUGCUUUCCCUGUCUUAUUUUGUCUUCUUCCAUAUCAACAAGUGUUCUUUCCAGCCAGGGUUGACAGAAAUGAUGGAAUGUACCAAUUACUAAGGUAAGCACAAAAGGUUUGUGUUUGCAGGUUGUUCCACUGUGUUGCAUUUACUUUGCUGUCACUUUAAUUCCUCCAGUUCCCUGCUGGACAGCUGUGCUGAGUUCAGCCUUCCCACCUACCUUUAAUAAUUCUUGUGUCUUACUGAAAACACCAAGAUUGGAAAAAUAUAAGUAUGGAUGAUGAGUGCUAGUGUGGAGAUUUUAGUAUGUGCCUUUGUUAAAGUGUAAUGUAGCAGCACUUGCACUGAACCAAUCUUGUUUAACUUCUAAUGUUGGCUCAAAAUACAUAUUUUUCUUAGAACUAUUGUGGGUCAUUCUACAAGGAGAGAGUUCAUUAGAAAUGGGGGUGGGGAGAGGGAACACUUUUUCUAAAUGGAGUCUUUGUGAUUCCUCAGUUUAUGAUGGUUAUAUUCCAAAG